This is a messenger RNA of Aspergillus terreus NIH2624, 1380 nucleotides long. Its product is annotated as putative amino acid transporter. Gene Ontology annotation, cellular component: vacuolar membrane. Gene Ontology annotation, molecular function: amino acid transmembrane transporter activity. Lineage: Eukaryota; Fungi; Ascomycota; Eurotiomycetes; Eurotiales; Aspergillaceae. Bases 1 to 1380 code for a protein of 459 amino acids. The record is from RefSeq and is a predicted model, not a curated record. Gene Ontology annotation, biological process: amino acid transmembrane transport. The transcript has 9 exons.
AUGCUUGUGGAAGGCGUAGAUCCUCAGCCGGAUCCUAUUGAGAACAAGUAUGGCGAGAAGGUCGGCGACGAAGAUGACUUCCACAAGCCGGUCGACCAGACGCCUUAUGAUGACCCUUUUGGCAACGAGGAGACUGCCGAAGUCAAGUACAAAACUCUGAAGUGGUGGCAAUGUGGCAUGUGCCUAGUCAUGAUUGCCGAAUCAGUUUCGCUUGGUGUUCUGUCUCUACCGGCUACGCUGGCGUCCCUGGGGCUGGUUCCUGCGAUCAUCCUCAUCGUCGGACUCGGUAUUGUUGCACUGUACACCGGAUAUGUCAUCGGCCAGUUUCGCCAGCGAUACCCGCACAUUCAUAACCUGGCGGAUGCCGGAGAGAUCCUCCUGGGUCGGUUUGGUCGCGAGCUCUUCGGACUGGGCCAGAUCCUGUUUUCAAUCUUCAUCAUGGGCAGCCACAUUGUCACCUUUACCGUCAUGAUGAACACCAUUACCGACCACGGCACAUGCUCCAUCGUCUUCAGUGUCGUAGGUAUGGUGAUCUGUAUGGUGCUCUCCCUGCCGAGAACCAUCAAGAACAUGACCUACAUCUCCAUUGCCUCGUUCUUGAGUAUCUUUUCCGCCGUGAUGAUCACCAUGAUUGGCGUCGGGGUGCAGUACAAGGGCGGCGUCAACAUGAACAUCACCAACGAGACCAACCUGUACCAUGCAUUCACGGCGGUGACUAACAUCGUCUUUGCGUACUGCGCCCAUGUUGCGUUCUUCGGUUUGAUUGCCGAAAUGGAGGAGCCGAAGGAUUUCCCCAAGGCGCUGUGCCUGCUGCAGGUCUUCGAGAUCUGUCUCUACGUCGUUGCCGCCGUCGUGAUCUACUACUACGUCGGAAACGACGUGACUUCGCCAGCUCUGGGAUCGGCCGGCCCCGUCUUGAAGAAGGUCGCGUACGGAAUUGCCAUUCCCACGAUUGUCGGAGCGGGUGUCGUGAAUGGACACGUCGGAUUGAAAUACAUCUACGUCCGCCUCUUCCGCCGAUCGGGGCGCAUGCACAGCCGCGACUGGGUGUCGGUGGGCUCCUGGGUCGGUAUUGGCGUGUCGUGCUGGGUGAUCGCCUGGAUCAUCGCCGAGGGCAUUCCGACGUUUACCAAUAUCGUGAGCUUGAUUAGUUCACUUUUCGCUAGUUGGUUCAGCUAUGGUCUGGGCGGUGUUUACUGGCUGCAUCUGAACUGGGGCCGGUGGUUCUCGUCUCCUCGCAAGGUCUUCCUCACGAUUAUUAACAUGCUGAUCGUGCUGAUGGGUGGAUGCCUGUGUGGCCUGGGAUUGUACGUGUCCGGCAAGGCGAUUCACGACGACAGCGCAAAGAGCAGCUUUUCCUGCGCCAACACCGCCGACUAG